AUGCGGAUAGACGUGCAAUCUGAGGAGGAGGAGGGAAGUAUCCCAACGGUUGAUCUAGUUUCAGAUGUGGAAGAAGCCGACACCGAAAUUUACACACCGCAAAGACAAGAAGAUAGAGAAGGAGAAGAAGAUGAUGAUGACGAUGACGAGGAAGAAGACGAUGGCGAAGAAAAUGAAAACAGAAGAGCCUUUGAGCAAAUGUGCGAUGGGCUUUUAGAAGAAGAGAUUGAGGUUUUCCAUCAGUGCGAAACACGGACGGGCUAUUCUCCGGAAAAUUAUGAAGCUAAGAGGAAAGCUGCUCAAGUACAAACAAGAGGAGGCGUUUCACGCGAAGAAGAACAAGAAGAUCGUUAUUUACACCGGCUUCAGAACCAUUCGAUGGAUCUUCAACAGCAUCACCAGCAGCAACAUCAGCAACAGCAGCAACACCAGCAGCAGCAGCAACAUCAGCAGCAGCACCAGCAGCAGCAGCUGCAGCAGCAGCAGCAGCAGCAGCAGCAAUAG
Pogonomyrmex barbatus (red harvester ant) is the source of this 504-nucleotide messenger RNA. RefSeq lists its product as uncharacterized. The record is from RefSeq and is a predicted model, not a curated record. NCBI's taxonomy places the organism in Eukaryota, Metazoa, Arthropoda, Insecta, Hymenoptera, Formicidae.